AUGCAACAGCAGCACCAGCAGCUGCAGCUGCAGCAGCACCCGCAUGAGCAGCAGCAGCUGCAGCACCACCUGCAUGAGCAGCAGCAGCAGCUGCAGCACCACCUGCAUGAGCAGCAGCAGCAGCUGCUGCUGCAGCAGCAGCAUCAGCACCUGCAUGAGCAGCAGCUGCUGCAGCAGCUGCAGCAGCAGCUGCAGCAGCAGCAGCAGCAGCACCAGCAGCAGGGUGAAUGCGAAUUGGAUGUUUUUGGUGCCAUGAACUGUUUGCUGCAGCAGCAGCAACACCAGCAGCAGCUGCAGCAGCAGCAGCAACAGCAGCAGCAGCUGCAGCAGCAGCAGCAACAGCAGCAGCAGCAGCAACAGCAGCAGCAGCAGCAGCAACACUGUUUGUCUUUAAAACGAGCGAUAGUGCUGCUGCAUCUGCACUACUUGCUGCAACAGCAGCCUUUGCUGCUGCUGCUGCUGCAGGAGCAGCAACAGCAGCCGCAGCCGCAGCAGCAGCAGCAGCAGCAGCUGUUGCUGUGCGGGUCUACGUCAGGCAGCGUGCUGCCAACUAUAGCCAGCUAG
This is a messenger RNA of Eimeria mitis, 564 nucleotides long. RefSeq lists its product as uncharacterized. The coding region runs from base 1 to 564 and encodes 187 amino acids. NCBI's taxonomy places the organism in Eukaryota, Apicomplexa, Conoidasida, Eucoccidiorida, Eimeriidae. The transcript has 3 exons. The record is from RefSeq and is a predicted model, not a curated record.